This is a messenger RNA of Sclerotinia sclerotiorum 1980 UF-70, 411 nucleotides long. RefSeq lists its product as hypothetical. The record is from RefSeq and is a predicted model, not a curated record. Lineage: Eukaryota; Fungi; Ascomycota; Leotiomycetes; Helotiales; Sclerotiniaceae. The coding region runs from base 1 to 411 and encodes 136 amino acids. The transcript has 6 exons.
AUGGCAGAACCUUCGAAUAACCUUGACAGACACCAUACACGUCCUAGGGGCCUGUUCGAUCCCAACUUUUUACCCAGAUAUCAGUGGUUAUCUCGUAAAGAUACGCACCUGUGGAGAGCUGGUGUACACCCGGAUCAGAUUGUGGCUCAACAGGGACAGGAGGAGAACGAUGAAGACUCAGUCCAAUCAUAUGAAGAUUUAUCGGGCGAACAAACCAAUUUGAUGCUACAGCAUGAUCUUUACUGCGAGGCGAUUUCUUUGAAGUAUGAUAGGAAAGAUAAAAGCACUCGCCUUUUUUUUUCUACUCAGAUCAAGCUCAUCGACCACAAAUUCAAGCUUGCUAUGACCGGCGCACAAAUCGAUUUAAGCAUAAUUUUAUCUUUACACUCCUGUGAUAUUUGUUUGUCUUAG